UAAAUACAUCGCCACAUGUAAUACUCAACUUAUUGUCGAUACAUCCCAUAAAUCUCUCUCUUACACGUUACACCAUGCGCGCUCUUCAAUCUCCACCUCUCCGAGUGUCCCCACUGGACCCACUUCGCAAACCCACCUCCGGCGCCGCCACCGUCACAGAUGUCCGUCCACCCCACAAGAAAACCUUCAUCUCCGCCGCAACAACCACCACUUCCGCCCCGAAAAGAGAGACAGAUCCGAGCAAGAGAGUGGUGAUCUCAGGAAUGGGAUUGGUGUCUGUGUUUGGGAAUGAUGUUGAUACUUAUUAUGACAAGCUGCUUGCUGGGGAAUCUGGGAUUGGUUUGAUUGAUAGAUUUGAUGCUUCUAAGUUCCCCACAAGAUUUGGUGGUCAGAUUCGUGGGUUUUCGUCAGAAGGGUAUAUUGAUGGCAAGAAUGAUAGGAGGCUUGAUGAUUGUCUGCGGUAUUGCAUUGUUGCUGGUAAAAAGGCUCUUGAGAAUGCAGGUCUUGGUGGUGAUAAGCGCCUCAAGGUUGACAAGGAGCGAGCUGGUGUACUAGUUGGAACAGGGAUGGGUGGUCUUACCGUAUUUUCUGACGGGGUUCAGGCUCUAAUAGAAAGAGGUCACAGAAAAAUGACCCCUUUUUUAAUUCCGUAUGCGAUAACAAACAUGGGGUCUGCAUUGCUUGCAAUUGAUCUUGGCUUCAUGGGACCAAAUUAUUCGAUUUCUACUGCUUGUGCUACAUCUAAUUACUGUUUUUAUGCUGCUGCCAAUCACAUCCGGCGAGGUGAGGCUGAUUUGAUGAUUGCUGGUGGAACUGAAGCUGCUAUUGUACCAAUUGGGCUGGGGGGAUUUGUUGCGUGUAGAGCAUUAUCUCAGAGAAACGGUGAUCCUAAAACUGCUUCUAGGCCAUGGGACAAAGAUAGAGACGGUUUUGUUAUGGGCGAAGGAGCUGGAGUUUUGGUAAUGGAGAGUUUGGAGCACGCGAUGAAACGAGGUGCACCCAUAAUUGCCGAGUACCUGGGAGGUGCAGUUAAUUGUGAUGCCUAUCACAUGACUGAUCCAAGAUCUGAUGGGCUUGGUGUUUCGUCAUGCAUUCAAAACUGCCUUCAGAAUGCUGGAGUGUCGCCAGAGGAGGUUAAUUACAUAAAUGCGCAUGCGACUUCCACUAUAGUCGGUGACCUUGCUGAGGUAAAUGCUGUUAAGAAAGUAUUCAAGAACACUUCAGGGAUGAAAAUGAAUGCAACCAAGUCUAUGAUUGGCCACUGCUUGGGGGCUGCUGGGGGUUUGGAGGCCAUCGCUGUAAUUAAAGCCAUUACUACAGGGUGGUUGCAUCCCUCAAUUAAUCAAUUUAACUCUGAACCUUCAGUGGAGUUUGACACUGUUCCAAAUCAGAAACAACAACAUGAAGUAAAUGUUGGUAUCUCAAAUUCGUUCGGAUUUGGGGGACACAACUCGGUUGUGGCAUUUUCUGCAUUCAAGCCAUAAAUUAGUACAUCUUUCAUUGUAUGUAGCAUCUAGCCAUAGCAAUUGGUUCUAAGAGCAUCUCCAAGAGUCUCCUAAAUAUAAUAUAAAAAAUAUGGCUCUUAGUAAUAUAAUGUAAUUUUAAGAGUGACAACUCCAACAAUGCUCUCUAUAUCCUCUCACUAUUGUAUAUUUUAUUCAUAUCUAAAUCCACUAUGUCAAAGAUUCAAAGUCAUGUAGUGGAGGGAUUGAAUAUUUUAUUAUUAAAAACAAGUUAAGAGCCACUACAUGGCUCUUAAAAGAGAGGAGAGAGAAGAGGCUUUUAAGCUUUUCAAGAGCCAGUAAGAGUCUCUUGGAGCUCAAUUUUUAUCCAUCCUCUUUAUAUCUUGAGUUAAGAGUCUAUUUAAGAGCCUGUUGGAGAUGCUCCCCUUUAGUUUUAUCAUUUCUUGUUGAGGCUGCAGAAGUAGGUAUCCUAUUGUAUCUUUUCUCUGAGUCAAGUGUUGUCGUUUUCUCUGUAUUAAAACGAGGCAGACUGGGCAUGAAAAGUUAUCCAGUUUUGAAUUGUCAUGGGGGUGUUGGCCCAUGGGUCACUUUUUAGCAGCAAAA
Daucus carota subsp. sativus is the source of this 2066-nucleotide messenger RNA. Its product is annotated as 3-oxoacyl-[acyl-carrier-protein] synthase I, chloroplastic. The record is from RefSeq and is a predicted model, not a curated record. Gene Ontology annotation, biological process: fatty acid biosynthetic process. Lineage: Eukaryota; Viridiplantae; Streptophyta; Magnoliopsida; Apiales; Apiaceae. Gene Ontology annotation, cellular component: mitochondrion. The transcript has 7 exons. The coding region runs from base 75 to 1484 and encodes 469 amino acids. Gene Ontology annotation, molecular function: 3-oxoacyl-[acyl-carrier-protein] synthase activity.